Messenger RNA from Opisthocomus hoazin, 1334 nucleotides. The record is from RefSeq and is a predicted model, not a curated record. Lineage: Eukaryota; Metazoa; Chordata; Aves; Opisthocomiformes; Opisthocomidae.
GCUAGGCAAGACGGGUUUACUCAGAGGAGCAAGCACACCGCCGCGGGAGAGGAAUGGAGCGCCUGGCCUCCUUCGGUAAUGACCCUUUCGAUAAGCCUCCAUGCCGAGGUUGCUCUUCGUACCUCACAGAGCCCUACGUUAAGUGUGCUGAGUGUGGGCCUCCUCCCUUCCUCCUGUGUUUGCAGUGUUUCACACGAGGAUUUGAAUACAAGAAACAUCAAAGCGAUCAUACUUACGAGAUAAUGACUUCCGAUUUCCCUGUCUUGGAUCCUAACUGGACAGCGCAAGAGGAGAUGGCGCUCCUGGAAGCUGUGAUGGACUGUGGAUUUGGAAACUGGCAGGACGUGGCCAACCAGAUGUGCACAAAGUCCAAGGAGGAGUGUGAGAAACAUUAUAUGAAACACUUUAUCAACAAUCCCUUGUUUGCAUCUACCUUACUGAACCUGAAGCAGGCGGAGGAGGCGCAGCACAGCGAAACAGCCAUUCCUUUCCACCCUGCUGAUGAUCCCCCACGGCCUACCUUUGAUUCCUUGCUCUCCAGGGAUAUGGCAGGGUACAUGCCAGCGAGAGCUGACUUUGUGGAGGAGUUUGACAACUAUGCUGAAUGGGAUUUGAGAGAUAUUGAUUUUGUAGAAGAUGAUUCAGACAUUUUGCAUGCUCUGAAGAUUGCAGUUGUAGAUAUCUAUCAUUCCAGGUUAAAGGAAAGACAGAGAAGAAAAAAAAUUAUAAGAGAUCAUGGCCUAAUCAACCUCAGAAAAUUUCAGAUUUUGGAAAGGCGAUAUCCAAAGGAGGUUCAAGACCUUUAUGAGACAAUGCGACGAUUUGCACGAAUUCUUGGACCGGUAGAGCAUGAUAAGUUCAUUGAAAGCCACGCCUGUAAGUAUUUUGAGGAUUUUAGUGCCAGGACGUACGACCACCUGAAGAAGACAAGAGAUGAGGAGCGCCUGAAGCGCACCAUGCUGUCUGAAGUCCUGCAGUACAUCCAGGACAGCAGCGCCUGCCAGCAGUGGCUCAGUCGACAGGCUGAUAUUGAUUCUGGCCUGAGUCCCACGGUACCAGUCCCUUCAAACUCAGGUAGACGGAGUGCCCCACCGCUGAACCUCACAGGUCUCCCAGGGACAGAGAAACUUAACGAGAAGGAGAAGGAGCUCUGUCAGAUGGUGCGGUUGGUCCCUGGAGCCUAUUUGGAGUAUAAAGCUGCUUUAGUGAACGAGUGUAACAAGCAAGGCGGCCUGAGACUAGCGCAGGCCAGAGCGCUCAUCAAGAUCGAUGUGAACAAAACCAGGAAAAUCUACGACUUCCUUAUCCGAGAAGGGUACAUCACCAAAGCCUGA